Messenger RNA from Nicrophorus vespilloides, 896 nucleotides. RefSeq lists its product as uncharacterized. Lineage: Eukaryota; Metazoa; Arthropoda; Insecta; Coleoptera; Silphidae. The transcript is spliced from 3 exons. The record is from RefSeq and is a predicted model, not a curated record. The annotation marks the transcript as partial.
CUAACUAUAAAUGUUAUAUGAAUAAAUACCGUUUCAAGUAAAUCUAUCGGUGUGUGCUGAAAGGAUGAUGGAUGCGUGAAUGGGACGACAACAUAAUCACUCGAUUGCAGUGCGUUUUUUUUUAUCUACACGUCCAAGUAUGAUUUGGGCGUCGAUUUUUUGAAGGAUGGACAGUAUCGAGGACGCGUUUGCAUCGCGUACAUCUCGGGGCGUCGCGACGCCGCUUAAUUAACACGAUCGCACCCCUCGCUGCAAAACACACACUUAAACACAACACAGAGAGAGAGAGAGGAGAGAUAUCGUCCGGACGAGAGAACGGAUUUUUAUUACGACGAACGUGCUCCGUCUCGCAAGUAACAUUAUUUCUUUAAUUUGGAGUAUCCCUGCAAAGGGAAGACACGUGGGGCAAGCUGGAGAUGCCAAACGUGUUCUACUUCAUCGAGCUGAUCCGGAACUGGCGGAUAGACACUCAACAGGUUCCGGUCCAGAUCAGCCCAUCGACGCCCAUCAUCAACGUCAUUCCCAAUUCGGUGGAGGAGCCGGAGAAGAAGAAAAGUCCGGAUGAGAAGAACGCAGAAAAGCAGGCCGAAGCUGAGAAGCAGCAGCAGCAACCCAAACAAGGCCCUUUCGGUUGGUUCUGGACGACCAUCAAGGGAAUCCGGCACUGGCUGAAGAGCGCACCCGGUGAACCGGUCGAGCUGCAGACGAUGCUUCCGUCGAGCGUUUCCGUGCAGAAACCGCCGCCGGCCAAGAAGGCCGAAGACAAGAAGCAGGAGGCGGAGAAGAAGAAACCGCCGGAGAAGGCGGGAAAGGGGAAAGGUGGAAAGAAGGCGCCCGCAGGUGGAGGCGCUCCGGGCAUCUGUCUGAUGACGGAAAGUCCUUACAGGAUCAUAAAG